Closterium sp. Naga37s-1 is the source of this 3921-nucleotide messenger RNA. NCBI's taxonomy places the organism in Eukaryota, Viridiplantae, Streptophyta, Zygnematophyceae, Desmidiales, Closteriaceae. The record is from the annotation of a GenBank genome assembly.
AUGGAUGUUGACGGUGACACAGAGUGGGAAUGGGACAAGAUGUGGAGGAAACAGCGAGAGGAGGAACGGCGGAAGCAACGGGCAGCCGAACGGGCAAGCAUGAAUUGGAGAAGGCACAGCGCGGGUGGGGUAGCCGGAGAUUUUUCGGACGAAUGGAAAGCGAUAGUGUCACAGGAGGGACAGGAAGGAGCAGCUCCGGAGGAGGAUGCGUCGUGCCGUCAGUUUCCGCUACUGAAGAGUAAAAGCGAUCGCAUCGUUAGCACGAGCGGCGGUAACAUACCGGCCGUUUCCGGAAAAGGUAUCGCGAAGAGCAUGAGCGAGCGGAUGGACCCGCCGUCGUCGGGCGGCGAGAGCGAGGAGUUCCAUUUCCACAACCUCAGACGCGCGCAGCGCAGCUCGUCCAUGAGUGCCGGCUUGUUCGCAACUGGUUCGCCCAUGGCCGGCCCGUCGGGCGGCGCGUCGUACUUCCCCGCGUCCUGGUCCACCGGCACCUUCAAAGGCCCCCCGGCCGCCACGCUCUCCGCCACGUCAUCCAUGGGGACCGUGCCGCCGAAGUCGGGCUCGCAUCCAUCGUUUGCCCCGUGGCGAAGGCGGAGCGAGAGCGUGGGAUCCAUGGACGUGGGGCCGACGACCCCCAGCUCCAUCUUCCUGCCUCGCAGCACCAGCGAUUGUUUCGACGUCGCGAACGCGUCGCAGCUGGGCAGAUCGGGAAUGUCGCCCGUCGCAGCAGCCGUCGCAGCGGUGGACGGCUACGGACCGCAGAAUCUGCGGUACGGGUCGAAUGUCGCCAACGUACCUCGCACCCGCGAUGGCAGCGGCAGGCGAUUAGCCUCGGCUGAGUUACCACAGCGUCCUGUGAGCGCGUCCGCGGAAUUUUCAGGGCGCGCGUCGAGGCUGUCGCGGGGUUCGCCGCCUCAAAUCCAGCCGCCGUCGUUCACUCCCCCCAUUCCCGUCGCGGAGGCUCCGUACGCUGACGUGGCACCUGCCGUGGUUGGCGCUGUCGGCGUGCAACGGCUGUCGCUGCAGGUGAACCGGUUAGAGGUCGACGCGGACGGCCUCGGCAGCCGAGAUGGCAGUCCACUUGGCAGUCCACGUGGCAGCCUCUGCGGAAGCCCGGUUAGCAGCUGCGGCGCCAGUCCACGUGCCGGCUGGUCAGGCAGUCCGCGUGGCAGUUUCUUCGGCAGUCCACGUGGCGACAGCCACAGUGGCACGAAACUGAACAGCGGCCAGAGCAGCAGAGAAACCAGCCCCAAGGACCUUCAGGAGAUUAACUCCUUCGAGACAAUCCAUAUCCCUGCAGGGAGAUUAAGCAGCCGCGCGGGAAGCCACGCGAGCAGCGCGGCGCACAGCGUGUCGGGGAGUCUCGCGAGCAGCCCGAGGGGCGUCAGCUGCGGCUAUAGUGCCCCCUGGGACAUGCCUGCCGCCGGCGAUAUCAUUCGCUCCCCCGUCGCGCCGCCCACGUCUCAGGCGGCGCGCAGCAACGGCCAGCCGACCAUUCAGGAGCUUCUAGACGCGCUUAAAGCCAUCAGCCCGGACGCCGCGCUCGAAAGCGCCGCCGCCGCUGUCGCCGCGGCAACUGCUGCGGCCGUUGCGUCGAUGCCGCCCGGCGUGUCGAUCCCCCUCCCAGCCCUUUCGCCGUCCGCGUUAUUAGCCCCGAUCGCGGUUCCAAGAGCAGGCGAGGGCGAGGGGUUGGUGCGCAGGCUGAGCGGCGGGUUGGACGGCGCGAGCCGCCCGGGGUCGCCGCGGCUAGCGCCGGUGCCGGAGGUGCCGCACGAGGAGGAGCGGAGCUGGGAUGCCCCGCCCGCCCCCCCCGCGGUGGAUUGUAGCGACGACGGCGCGGACGACAGCGACAGCCCCUUGGGAUCGCCGAUUUUAGGGUUAGGCGGGCGCGCGUUUUCGGAGAACGGGAGGGGGACGGGCGGGGGAAGGGCGGAAGAUCUGCGGAAGAGCCGCAGCGUGAGCGGCGGGGAGUGCGGUGGGGCGGACGUUGUGCGCUUGUACGCGGAGGCGGAAACUGCAAUGCGCGCGCAGCAGCAGCAGCGCGCGGGUGAGCAGCAGGCGCCGUCUUCCACUCUCAGCAGCGCCUUCAGCAGCCGCAGCACGUCCGCGGACGGCGGAGCGGAGGAAAACGACCCGCUGGGGGACCUUCCAGGAGGCUUCGGUGCGGGCGCGGAGGGCGCGAGCUCAAGGGGUCCGCACGUGUGGAAGGCGGGGCCCGGGCUGGGGGAGCGGCGGAGGAGCUUUGACGUGCGCGCGCUGCUGAAACCGGAGGAGGGGGAGGCGGAGCAGAGGCGCCUGGGCGGGAGGGGCGGGCGCGGGGAGAGUUGGGCGGAAGUGGACUGGCUGGGGCUGGAGUUUGGGGCGUGGCGGGGGGAGGACCUGGGCGGGUUUACGUGGGAAGAAGCGGAGGCUGUGUGGGUGGUGGAGAGGGAGGGGGGGAAGAAGACGGGGGAAGGGGGGAGUGGCGGGGAACAGGUGAAGGGGGAAGGGGGGAUCGCGGGGGAGCAGGCGAAGGGGGAGAAGGGGAGCGAUGAGGGGCAGGAGAAGGUGACAGAUGGGGCUGGUGACUUGGGGAAGGGGAGGGAGAGGAGGGAAAGGGGGGAAGCAGCGAAGGCGGGGAUGGGCGGCCAUAGGGAGGAGGGUGGGGAGGCGAAUGGAAGGGGAUUUGGCCAUAAGGGGAGUGGGGCAGGAGAGAGCCGCGGCGAUAGGUGCGAGGGUGUGCAAAACGGUGUCAGUGUAGAGAAAGUGAAGGAGGAGAAGGAGGAGAAGGAAGAGGAGAAGGAGAAAAACGAGAAGGAGGAGGAGAAGGAGAAGGAGGUGGUGGUGGGGGUGAGGGGCAGGCGGGCACGUGCGUUGUUCCCCACGUGUGUGUCGCUGAGCCACUACCUGAGCGACCCCUCCCACUCUGACGACGAGCCCCUGGAGGACGUGGCGGAGGAUGGGGGGGAGGGCGCGCAUGGGGGGAGCGCGGAGGAGAUGCAGCAGGGGGAAGGGGAGGGGAGGAGAGCGGGACAGGUAGAUGGGAAGGGUACGGGGCGAGUAGGGAGUGCAAGCGGAGGGGCGGAUGGGUCGGGGUUGAGCCAGGAAGGCAAUGUGCUGCCUGCUUGUGCCCCUGCCAGCCUCCGUUUCUCACCAUCCAAGCCGCCUCGUCCAUCCCCAUCUCCUCCCACCCGUGCCACCCCGCCUCCCCCCCCCGCUCCUGCUCCCACCACGGCCUCUCAGCCUGCUGCUGCGGUCCCAUCACCGCCCCCACCACACCCACCGUCCACGCCACCCCCGCCUGCUGCGGUUGCUGCGCCUGCGAGCCCCUCUCCUGGGGACUGUGUGGCCCACAUGGCCGCGUUUCUCAGAAACUUCCUGGAUCUUUCAGCCACGCCGUUCCUCUCACUCGCUCUGCCUGCUGCCACCAUCGUGAGCUGUAACGACGCCACGUGUCACACGCUGGGAUGGCCACGUCAGCAGCUGCUCUCCCGCAAGCUGGCCUCUCUGCUCGUUCGAAAUCAAGCACAGCAGGAAGCGCAAGCCCAUGAGGAAGAGCUACGGCAGGAGGAACUGAUGCAGUCUGAGGGUGGGGAGCAGGAGGGGGAUAGGCCGAUGGCAGUGCGGCAGCAGCAAGGGGAAGGGAGGAGGGAGAGUGAGAUUUCUUCUUUGGAUUCCUGGCUGGGUGCUAUUAUGCGCACUGGGGUUGGGGAGGGCCCCCUUACAGUCACUCUCACCCGGCCCAAUGGGUUGGCUGCUGUGCGCGCCACUCUCUUUGCUGCCACCCUGCACCCCUGCUCUCCGCCCUCCCACCCCUCUCAACCAUUCCACUCUGCUGGAGCAGGCAGCGAUGGUGGUGGCAGUGCAGCGACAGCAGCAGCAGGGGAGGCAGGGGAGGCAGGGGAGGCCACGGUGGCCAUCAUGCUGCAUGUGCUGCCGUGA